Messenger RNA from Rhizophagus irregularis DAOM 181602=DAOM 197198, 2329 nucleotides. NCBI's taxonomy places the organism in Eukaryota, Fungi, Glomeromycota, Glomeromycetes, Glomerales, Glomeraceae. The record is from RefSeq and is a predicted model, not a curated record.
AACAACAACAACAACAACAACUUUAUUCCCAACAACUUCAAUAUUUUCAAUUACAACAACAACAACAACAACAACAACAACAACAACAGCAACAACAACAACAUAAUCAAAUGAUUCAACAAUCUCGUGUUAUUUCACGUACGAUAUCUUCAAUUAAUAAUGUUUCUCAACAACAACAUCAUUCAACUCCUAUGAAUAUUACCCCUUCUCAUGUUGUUCCAACUCAAACUUUGAAUGUUCAACCUCUUAUUUCUUUGGAUUCAACAAUGCAAGAUGUAUCUCAAUCAAUAGCCGAGUUUUCAAUGCCCAAUGAUUUACCAAUCGAUUUUUCUCUUGAUCAAUCUCCUACCAUUUGUUAUGAUAGUGAUAAAAAAUCUUGUCAAAAAAAUAGUGUUCGUAAUGAUGUUUUCUUCUCUGAUCCUAUGAUAGAAGAUACGGAAGAAGUUCUUCAUUUUGAUAGUGAUUCUUCUUCUGAUACUGAUAUUUUGACUCCUCGUCAAAGAUAUUCUCCUCCUUUGAGUCCUAUCGAUUUUGGUGAUGAUUUAAUAUGGAAUAUGUUGGAUUUAUCAAAAGAUAAACCUUUUACUGAAACUACUUCAACAAAUAUGUCAGAAGUUGCUACUGUUUCUUCUACUUCUUCUGAUUUAAAUGUUAAUGUUUCUAAAUCAUCUGAUAUUAUUUCAUCACCUGUUACUACUAUUCCUCCUCCUCCUUCUUCUAUGAAUGUUUCAAUUACUUCCUCAUCUAAUUCUUCUUCUUCAUCAAAUCUAACUACUAUUGAUCCUACCCUUAUUCGUACCACUCCAGAAACAAUUGAUCCAAGAUUUAUUGAAACUACUUCUUCAAAUUCUGUUUCUCCUCAAAAUGUUGUAGUUAAAAAACUUCCUCCUUCAGUUAUUACUCGUCCAAAUCAUAUUGAAUUCGGUGAUGGUAUACCAAGUCCUCCAUUAAGAACUCCUGAACUUGUUAGUGAUCAUAGUAUUAAACGUAGAUUAUCUUGUGAAUCUUCAUCUGAUGAUGAUAUUUCUGAUGCUGAAUCUAAUGAUAAGAGAGCACAAAAGAAAUUUAAAGUUGAUAUUAAAAAGUCCAUUAAAAUUAAUGAUGAUAAACAAAAUGAUGAAGAUGAAGAUGAAGAAAGUGAUAGUGAAGAAUUUUCUUCCGUAAAUGAUAAUGAUGAAGAUAUGGAUUCUGCUAAUGAAACUCAAGAUAUUAGUGACACUGUUACUGAUGAAUAUCAUUAUAGUAGUGAUACUGAAUCUGAAGAAGAUGAUGACGAAGAAUAUCGUCCAUCAAACAAUAACAAGAAAUCUCGUACGAGAAAGGUUGUUAAAUCUCAAGGAAAAGCAAGAGCCGCAUUAUCAAAAGGUUCUCCAAAAACCAAGUCAAGUUCAAUCAAGAACAAAUCAAAAGUGUUGUUGUCAACGAAACGUGGAAAGCAAUCUUCAAAGACUUCUAAACCUUCAUCAAAACGAUCAAGUGGAGCAAACACUCCCGCUUCAUUACCAAUUGAAAGUCCUCCACAAUGUUUCGCAACACCUGUUGAAGAAUCUAAUGAAAUGGAAGGACUCGAAGUAACAUCUCCUCGUCCUACCCAAUCUCCAACAAUCUUUCAAACCUUAACAAAGUCUGGAAUUGAUUGGUGUAGAUAUUGUGGUACCACUGAAGGUGUCAACUGGAGACCUGGUCCAUGGGGAAAACGAACUUUGUGCAAUAAACAUGGUUGUGAUUAUAAGGGAUACGGGUUCGCCUGUAAAUUACCAAGGUUGGACUUAACCGGGUUUGUCAAUGAAUCUGUUGAAGAUAGAGAUCGUCCUGUAUUGCAGCUCUUCUGCACCGUUUGCCAAAAACAAGAAUCCUAUAUGAGCAACGUGCUAGUUCGAUGUGAAGGAUGCUUUAAAGCAUUCCAUCAAAAAUGCUUCUCAUCUCAAAUCACUGAUGAAACAGUGUCGAGCUCGGAACAAUGGUUCUGUGAAGCCGGUUGUUCAGAUAAUGUUCGCAGAAAGCGUAUCGUCGUCGAACUUCCAAGAAAGAAACUUCCAUUGAUGUCAACACCUAAAGUUCAAGUACCAGUACCAAAUAUCGAAACCGGUUCAGUACCUUCAGGUACUACUUCUCGACCAAGAACAUCUCGCAACUCUUCAAGAGUUUAAAUUAAACUCUUCGAGAAGAAUGGGGAUAUUUAUAACAUCAAUUAAAUUUCAUUUUUUUUUUUGGACAAUCGAUUAUCAUUUCGUGACAACGGUAAAAAUCGAACAAUUGUUUAACUUGCUCGAGUAGCAAGUUUUUGACGAAAUUUCAAUUUCUUUUUCUUUUUCUUUUUUUCUUCUUU